CUAAAACAGCAGAGAGAUGUUCAUAUUACUUUGCAGGAUCUCAGACCGUGGCGGUGGCAUUCCUCACAGCAUUUUGGAUCAGGUGAUGGAUUACCACUUCAGCACAGCUGAACAGAGCGCCCAGGAUCCCCGCAUGAGCAACCUUUUCAACAACAUUACCAACAGCGGCCCCCAGUCUGGACCCAUGCAUGGGUUUGGCUUUGGCCUGCCUACAUCUCGGGCAUACGCCGAAUACUUGGGAGGUUCCUUGGCCAUCCAGUCGAUGCAGGGCAUUGGCACAGACGUCUACCUGCGUCUCCGGCACAUUGAUGGCAAAGGAGAGAGCUUCAGAGUUUGAUGACAUGGUCUGUUCAUAGAGCUUUUGGUCAUUUUCUAUGUUGAAGAUUUUAAGGCUCGAAGUCGAACCAAAACCAGGAUGUUCAACAGUUGUCACUGUUUCACACAUAUUACCUGUCACUGCAUCAGUAUCACAAUUUGGAUCACGUUUUCUGCAGAUUAUGGGUGUCAUGCUUGCGAUUCGCACUGUGUUGUGUUUGUGUAGUGCACUGUGAUUUCUGUAAAACUUUCAGCCUUAAAAAUACAAAGUGAUUUCAUGAUUAAAAUCCAAUGUGUUACUGUCCACGGUCACCAGUGGGACGAGUCCUUGCACUCCAGACUCCUGCAGAAGAUGCUCUCCAGACAGCCAUAUCCUGCUUUUCUUCAGAAAUAUGAGUGAAUUUUGAACUCUUUGGAGAUUGUGUUCACUGCAGUUGUGAACACAGAAGUCUUCUAUGAACUCAGUCUGAAUAGAGAUUGACUGCCUUACGAAAAAAAACUUGUCAUUCUUGCUUUUGACAUUUCACAUUAACCACAUGAGCUUAAUAGUUUGUUGUAGAUUUCAUGCUUGAAAUUGUUUGCUAAAAAGGCUCUUGGGGUUCUAGCACAGCGUAGAAUAUAA
Molecule: messenger RNA, 937 nt
Organism: Sinocyclocheilus grahami
Lineage: Eukaryota; Metazoa; Chordata; Actinopteri; Cypriniformes; Cyprinidae
Product: 3-methyl-2-oxobutanoate dehydrogenase [lipoamide] kinase, mitochondrial-like
Exons: 2
Coding region: 17-337 (106 amino acids)
Biological process (GO): regulation of glucose metabolic process; protein phosphorylation
Cellular component (GO): mitochondrion
Molecular function (GO): pyruvate dehydrogenase (acetyl-transferring) kinase activity
Source: RefSeq, a predicted model, not a curated record